This is a messenger RNA of Psammomys obesus (fat sand rat), 5146 nucleotides long. RefSeq names its product neuronal pentraxin receptor (gene Nptxr). The annotation marks the transcript as partial. Lineage: Eukaryota; Metazoa; Chordata; Mammalia; Rodentia; Muridae. The transcript has 5 exons. The record is from RefSeq and is a predicted model, not a curated record.
CCCCGGGCCCCGCGCCCCGACCCCGCCGCCGAGCCUGCCGGGGGGCCUCGCGCGCCCCCUCCGAGCCUCACGCUGCAGUUCCUGGCCGUGCUGCUGGCCGCGGGCAUGCUGGCGUUCCUCGGUGCCGUCAUCUGCAUCAUCGCCAGCGUGCCCCUGGCGGCCAGCCCCGCGCGCGCGCUGCCCGGCGGCCCCGACAACGCCUCGGCCGCCGGCGCCCCGGGCCCGCAGCGUAGCCUGAGCGCCCUGCACGGCGCGGGGGGCUCGGCCGGGCCCUCGGUGUUCCCGGGGGAGCCGGCAGCCAGCGUCUUCCCGCCUCCUCCGCCGGCCGGGCCGCUGCUCAGCCGCUUCCUCUGCACGCCGCUGGCCGCCGCCUGCCCGUCGGGGGCCGAGCAGGGGGACGCGGCGGGCGAGCGCGCCGAGCUGCUGCUGCUGCAGAGCACGGCGGAGCAACUGCGCCAGACGGCGCUGCAGCAGGAGGCGCGCAUCCGCGCCGACCGGGACACCAUCCGCGAGCUCACGGGCAAGCUGGGCCGCUGCGAGAGCGGCCUGCCGCGCGGCCUCCAGGACGCCGGGCCGCGCCGUGACACCAUGGCCGACGGCGCCUGGGACUCGCCCGCGCUGCUCCUGGAGCUGGAGGACGCGGUGCGCGCGCUGCGGGACCGCAUCGAGCGCAUCGAGCAGGAACUCCCAGCCCGUGGGAACCUCUCCUCAGCGCCAGCCCCAGCCGUGCCCACUGCCCUGCACUCCAAGAUGGAUGAGCUAGAAGGCCAGCUGCUGGCGAAGGUGCUGGCGCUGGAGAAGGAGCGUGCUGCCCUCAGUCAUGGCAGCCACCAGCAGCGGCAGGAAGUGGAGAAGGAGCUGGAUGCCUUGCAGGGGCGUGUGGCUGAGCUGGAGCACGGGUCCUCGGCCUACAGUCCCCCGGAUGCCUUCAAGCUCAGCAUCCCCAUUCGCAACAACUACAUGUACGCUCGCGUGCGCAAGGCGCUGCCGGAGCUGUACGCCUUCACCGCCUGCAUGUGGCUGCGCUCCAGGUCAGGUGGCUCCGGGCAGGGCACCCCCUUCUCCUACUCCGUGCCCGGGCAGGCCAAUGAGAUCGUGCUGCUGGAGGCCGGCCUUGAGCCAAUGGAGCUGCUGAUCAACGACAAGGUGGCCCAGCUUCCCCUGAGCCUGAAGGACAGCAAUUGGCACCAUAUCUGCAUCGCCUGGACUACGAGGGAUGGACUGUGGUCUGCAUACCAGGACGGAGAACUGCGGGGCUCUGGGGAGAACCUGGCAGCCUGGCACCCCGUCAAGCCACAUGGCAUCCUUAUCCUGGGCCAAGAACAGGAUACCCUGGGGGGCCGAUUUGACGCCACCCAGGCCUUCGUUGGUGACAUUGCACAGUUCAACCUGUGGGACCAUACCCUGACACCUGGCCAGGUGCUGGGCAUGGCCAACUGCACUGGGCCACUGAUGGGCAAUGUCCUCCCCUGGGAAGAUAAGCUGGUGGAGGCCUUUGGAGGUGCAAAGAAGGCCGCCUUUGAUGUCUGCAAGGGGAGGGCUAAGGCAUGAGGGGCCACCUCGUCCAGGGCCCCUCCCUUGCGUGUCACCUCGGGGACCUUGAAGGGGCACUUCCCUCCUCAGCCUGUCCAUGUGCUGGCCUCCCCCUCCAACCCCCUGACCCCCAGCUGUACCCCCCACCUCCCCUUAGGGGCACCCACACCUCCAGAAUGUCCUGCCCUGGAUGGAUGUCCCCCCAGCCACCUGGAUAGGGACCAGUAUCUCAAGUCAAUUGGUCCAACCUAGGGGAGGAGAGACAGUCCCACCUCAUGGCAAUAUAUUGAUUUGGCCUCUCCCCUCACAUGCUGUCCCACCAGUCAUGUCGGGUCUCACUAAUCCCAACAACAUCCCCUGAGGAGUUGUGGGUAGAGGCGGCCUUUGACCCUCUCAUCCCCUAUGCUUCAACAUAGGCCUACAUCAGGCUUGAAGGGAUGCCAGAGAUGUAUGAGGUCCUCUGUCUUCCUCAGUUGCCCACAGGGGCUGCAGGGUCAUCAUGCCCUCUUUCCCCCUCCCUCCCCUCAACAGUUUCAUUGUGUGUUGUGGUUUGAAUGUCGGUUCAAUGUCAGUUCAGGCUCCACCUCAGCUGCCAGGAGUUCCCUUCCCAGCUCUUACCCUAACAGCUAGGGACCAAGACCUCGGAGGCCAAAGGGCUGUAAUCACCCCCUGUGCCCAUUGGCAACUUUGCCCAUCAGCAUGGUUGUCUGCCCCCUCUGUGCCCAAGACAGGACCUGGGUCGCUCUAGCCUCGCCUGAGAGCAUCCAAAGCAGAGCUACUAUGACCAAGGAGACACUGCCCCAGCAAAGCCUGGUGGGUUAGCCACCGGAACAGCUCCUGCAUGGCCCUGGAAAGGAUGAAAGAUGCUAAGGGGGAGAGUGGGACACCGAGUAAGGGAGAGGACCUCUUAGUUCCUGCAACUUGCUGUGUGGCCUUCUGUAAGAACCAACCCUCUCUGGCCUGGCUUUCCUCCUUUCUGAGCUGAGGCCGUAGUGUUGGUUACUUCUGAGAAUGCUGCUUUUGGGACACGAGAUGGGCCGUGACAUCUGGUGGACAGAGAAGACAACCUGAAGGCCCAGUGACUUAGCCCAGAAGGUUCUGGAACUGGAUAGCAGAUGGGAUCAGGCUAGGCAGGGGUUAGGCUCACAGCUGGCUCAGAGGGUCAGGAUCAAGGAUGAGGUUCAAGGCAGAACAGACACACAUAAUCAUCAGCUCCCGUUGGAUCCAUUGCCCUUGCCCUUCUGAGAGUGUAUGAGCUGAUGGCUUCCUCGUCCCUGCCUGUGAGUCCUUGCCAGCUCCCCCAGGAGCCCCAAAGAAUGCCAGAGCUGAGAGAGACCAUCUAUUGUAAGCUUUGCUUGUGGAAGAUGGGAAUGAGCUAAGAGAGGGCAUUUAACUUAUCCAGGAUCAAACAGCACAACACGGUGGGCCCAGGGCUUCUGAGUCUUUUCAGUGCCCUCCCCUGUGUGCCAUGGUGUCUGUCCUUGAGCGUCUUUGAGCCCAGCCUGUAAGUGCGCAGGGAGACGUUUGAGGGGAUACAUGCUUUCUCACAGGGCAUCGGAACAGUCUUUAUGGCACACCCAAACACAUCGGCAGCCUCGGGAGGUAAGGAAAAGAGCCCGGACAGAGAGACAGCUGAGGAUGCAGGGUCCUGCUGAUCCUCUCCCAAGUGUGGUAGUGGAUGCUGGCUGAACCAGUGGGUACUGGUGCCUCCUGCCCCACCCCCCAUUCUUGUCCCUGUCUGUGCUCUCCAUGGCCACUCAGCCCGAGACAUGACGCAGGAGUGGGGGAGGCUGCAGCCCGUGCCAGGGAGGGAAGCAUGUCCAAGACUUGCCUCUGGCCUGCAGAUCUGUGUUUCCAUUUUGAGAGCAGCCAUGCGGCUCAGCACCUCCAUCCCCAUCCCCUGAAGAUAGUUGCAGAGACUUUACCCAGACUUGCUGAGAUCCCGGUUGCCCAGUAACAGCCAAUGACAACAGCCCCAGUGCUGGGUCAAGUAUCUGUCUUGACGAAGGUUGUUGCUGGGUGACAGCUGGAUUCGGAACUUAGACCUCGGGGACUCUGAGCCUCACCAGGCUCUUGCUGUUGUUCUAAAAGAGGCAGCUUUAGAGGAGGCCUUGGGAAGACAGUCUUAGGAAGGAUGUAGCAGAAACUGCCUGGUCAUUUGAGCCCACCAGACAUACCACCCCAAUCCUCUCUGCUCUGUCAAGGUGGUGAUGAGAAAUGACACCUCAGCCACAUCUCUGUCUGGUCACUUUGUCCCACUGAGCUGGCAGUGUCCCAGUACCCAGGAAAACCCCCUUCUACCUGCUCCACACCUGCACAGGUGAAGACAGCAGAUAAGCCUGGGGCUUCCUAAGCAUUAACACUCAAACAUCCACAGCCAGAAAGGCCCUGGUUAAACACCAACCCCAUAGCCCAGGAGGCGGGGGAGGGGGGAAAUGGAAGCCUGGGGCAGGGCUCUGAGUAUGGCUCACUGGGGAAGGGGCUGGCUCUCUAUUUCCAAAGCCCCUACCUGCAGCUCCCAAGCACAGCCAACAAGAUAGCUGUGACCCCCAGCUGCCCCUGAUGAAGAUAGAACGAGGCUUGUUAGACAGCCUUACACACUGCGGCUGCACAGAGCGCUGUAUCCGCACCAUCUGCUUUAUUCUCGAAGCACAGUUACAAAGUGGGACUGUUCUUAGCCUUGUGAUGCAGGAGGCGAGGAUGCGCCUCAGAAAGGUAAAGCAUCAUUUGGCCAACUGGCAACAGUGCGGAUUUCUAUUUGGAGACAGGUUACAGUUACAAAGGACUGUGCCACCUCCUUCACGGUGCAGAAGGAGCAGAGGCGUAGUGUGGGGCUCAAGGCCAUUGAGGGGUCUCUCACCUCCGCCCAAGCUCAAGCUGAGCUGUAGUUUUCAGGGCAAGAAAAGAGGAUCUCUGGAGUCUGGUCAGGAAGGCAGGGCGGAAGUGAUGCUUCCUCCCCCUGUUCUGGGCAAGGCCUAUGUCAGGUGCACUAAGCUGUUUGCUGCCAGAUUCCCCACCUUUGAACAUGUAGUGACUUCUCCCAAGUCCCAAGGGACCAUCUCACCAUGUAUACUCGUGAAUGGGGACCACAGACUGAGGCAGGAGAAUCUGUGCGAGGGAACUCAAUCCUUGUAGAUGAGGAAGCUGAGGCCUGGCUGGGGAGUGCAAAUGACCCUUGAGGCUUCUCCAGAACACACAGUGACCCCUCCCUUCCCCCCAAAACUGGGUCUCACCUACAAGUCCCAGCACCUUUGGCCUAAGAAAACCCGAAGAAAGGUCUCCUCCCAGAUGAGGGACUACUGUCCUCACCCCUUAGCUCCAGCUGCCUGCCACCAAGAUCCUACCCCCAACCCUACCCCCCGUCCCUGUUGGGUGGAGAACGGGGCGCCUUCGCAGGCUGAGCAGCCAGCAGUGAGCAUGUGAAGUUGUGGGACACUGUGAAAUGAGUGCCCUCCACUGCCCUCCCUCCGCACUUUGCUCUAUUUUGUAUAUAAGUGACAUGAGAUGCUUUGUAUAUGUGUGAGUGUGUGUGUGAUCUGUGUCAUGGGUUUUUUGUUACCAUUUUUGUUUUUGUAAACUUGAAUGUUCAAAAUAAACACGUGGUUUACUCGGA